UAUUUUUAGGCAGCCACUAACAACAUGAAAGCUGUGUUAGUGUAGGUGAUGUGAAUGCCAAAAUUGGAAGGCUUUGGCGAUUAUAUUAUGCUAUUAACAAGAUCUAAUUUGUUGUUGGCUGAUGAAGAGAAUAUGUGAUGUGAAUAUACUGAAGUUUAAAAAUUUCCCCGUUGUUUUGAUCAAUGUACCAGAACCAUGCUUUGGUUUGUUGCACAAUUCACGCUAAUUAUUUUAGAUUGGUGUAGUGGUAACAAUCUCCAUAUGGAAGAUGUAAUAGAAAAAAUAGCUGUACCAAAGCAAGCAAGCAACCUUGUCGAUCUGCAUCAAUCGACCAGUUACAAAAAUCAUUUCCAUAACUUCCACGAGACAACAGUUAAAGCUGACAGAAAACGAUUGAAAAGAUUUUCUUGCAGUGGACAAUGCAAAAGCAUUGUUAGCGAAAUUGAAACAGAAAGCGUGUCAAGUGAUACAUAUGACGGCGUUAGGCAUCUUGGUGAUAAUUGUAAUCCGUGCUUCCUCGAAUGUGAUAGCUACAAGCCGAUGUUAAGGGAGGAACAGCCUUUUGGUACGCCGGUACUACGUGUGAUUGCAAUUGAUCUAAACCCCCGGCAAACGAUCGAGUACAGCCUCGUCACAACGCCCGGUGAACAGGCACGCUUCCGGAUCGAUAAGAGCACGGGCGACAUCACGACCGCUCACAUCUUCGACCGAGAUGAGCCGAUCCGCGAGAAGGAGAUCUACAUCACGGUUCGUGCGACCGAUAAUGGACGUCCUCGGUUGGACGAUGUGUGCACUUUCAAGGUGACGAUUCUCGACAUCAAUGACAAUCCGCCCGUGUUCGAUAAAGUACGCUACGAAGAGUCGGUGACGAAAGACAUGAAGGCGAAUCUGCGAGUGGCUAUCAUCUCGGCGACGGAUAUGGACGACGGUGAUAACAGUAUCAUCAAGUACGAAAUCGUGCAGCAGAACCCAGACAGUAGCUACUUCAAGAUUAACGAGAAUAACGGCCUCCUUACGCUUACGAAACCGGUCGAUCGUAGCCCCGGGCAGUACUAUUCCAUCCGCGUGCGAGCGUACAAUGUCGAUCCACAGGGUGAAGCCAUGCAGGAUGCGGAGGUGGAUGUUAAGGUACGCGUCGUGGAGUCCAACAAGCUGCCCCCAUAUUUCACCAAGGUGCAAGCGGCUGCACUGGUGUUGAACGAGACAUUCAAAAACUACACCGAAUCGUUGGCAGAGUUCGAGGCAGAGUCCAACAUUCCCGAGAAGCCGGAAGUAAUCUUCGAACUGAUCCAAGGUCGUGCUGAGCAGACGAACUCGAAAAAUACAUUCCUGCUGGAGCAGAUCAACAACACUGCUUCGAUCAAGCUUGGAAAGACACUCGAUUAUGAGACUGUGACGGAGUACACGCUGACAGUGAGCGUCAAAAACUCGUACAAUAAUCUGGUGGAAACCGUGCUGAAGAUUAAGGUACUGGACGAGAACGACAUCAUUCCAGUGUUUACGGAAGUGACAUCCGGUACGAUACCCGAAAAUGAGCCCCCUGGCACUCCCGUGAUGCAGGUACGAGCAUACGAUCUGGACGGCACACCGGCCAACAACAUCGUGUCAUAUCGAAUCGAAGACGAAAACCAGCAACUGUUCCACAUUGACAGUCGAACGGGAAGUAUCACGUCGCGGGUGGAGUUCGAUCGAGAAGCAAUCGAUUCUUAUCAUUUGAAAAUCAUCGCAGAAGACAACUCUCCGUCGGCGCUGUAUAGCAACGGCAAACCAAAUAGUUGUUCUCAGCUGUUCACCAUUAAAAUAUCGGACAAAAACGAUCAUAAACCGAGGUUCGUGAAAGGUCUCCUGGCCACAGAGGACGUAUCAGAGGACUCGGACAUCAAUAUGACUCUGAUUGAAGUGAAGGCGCUGGAUCAAGACACGGCCUCUCUCAUAACGUAUAGCAUCAUCGAGGGGAAUGUGGGUGAUGCAUUCAAGAUCGAUGAACAUACUGGUCGUAUCUCGAUCAACAACUGGCUGGAUUACGAGACUAUUCGUGAGUACAAGCUGAUCGUUCAGGCUGAUGAUGGGAUCUUCCAGGACAGCACGACAGUAUACAUCAAAAUCAAAAAUGUUAACGAUAACCCACCACGCUUCACAGGUAUUCGUAAUGUAACGAUACAAGAAGAAACGAUACCAUCCGGGUGUAUAAUGACCGUUCAGGCGUAUGAUCCGGACAUCGAGAAUCGAACCGAUCCGCAGCUCAUUCGAUUCUUUUACGUUGUAGAAUACGAUGAUGUUAUAGAGAUCGACGAUGGUGGAUGCUUACGGCUCAAGAGAGUGCUCGAUCGUGAUCCUCCGCUAGGCUUCAACCGCUGGCAGUUUAUCAUCACCGCGACGGAUGAAGAUGGUGCGGGCAAAACAACGCCAUCCACUGUGAUCAUAUCUUUGGAAGAUAUCAACGACAAUGCACCUCGGCUAUCGAAUGCAAUGCCUGUCGUUUGGGGCGAAAACAGGCCGCCAGGUUUAAUUGUAAGACUGACGGCAGAGGACGUGGACGAGGCGCAGAACGGUCCACCGUUCCAUUUCAGUAUUGAUCCUAAUGCGCGUUAUGAGAUCAAGAAACGUUUCAAAGUUCAAGGCGAGGAACUGCACGCGUUGGUUGAGUUCGAUCGAGAGGAGCAAAAGGAGUACCAAAUUCCCAUCCUCAUUAGAGACUCUGGCGAAGAACCUAUGAGCGCUGUCAGCAUGCUACAUCUGGUAAUCGGUGACGACAACGACAACGAGAUGAGGCCAGGUAAAAGUCGCAUCUUCGUGUACAACUACAAAGGAGAAUCAUCCAACACGGAAGUUGGACGCGUGUACGUGGACGAUCCGGACGACUGGGAUCUUCCAGAUAAGACGUUCAUGUGGGAUGAUGCUACCCGUCAUCAGUCGGUGGACUUUUUCGACCUAAACAGGGACACUGGUAUGAUCACCAUGCUUCAAGGUACACGUGGGGGAGAUUAUGAGCUGAACUUCCACGUGAUUGAGCAGUCGAGUCAUUUCCCGCGCCAUAAUGUCACAGCCAAAGUGACGGUAACGGUGAAAGAGAUCCCGGAGGAAGCAGUGGAUAAGAGUGGAUCGAUCCGAUUCCAUAAUGUAACUGCGGAAGAGUUCGUAUCGCGCACACCUGGUCAGCUCACAACGCCCAAAGAUCGGCUGCAGGCGAGUAUUGCAAACACGCUCAACGUUAGCCGAGAGAACGUGGAUGUGUUCACCGUUUUGAAGCGCGACAAUGUCAACGGAACCUUUCUGGACGUUCGGUUCUCGGCCCAUGGUAGUCCUUAUUACGCACCUGAACGUCUCAACGGAAUGAUGGGCUAUCGGCUCCGUCAGUUGGAAGAGGACGUAGGCCUUUCGGUGCUUAUGGUGGGCAUUGACGAGUGUAUCGAAGAAGGUCGCAACUGUGAGCUAUCGUGCAAGAAUACGCUCUACAAGUCGAACGUCCCUAUUGCGGUAUACACCAACACCAGCUCGUUUGUGGGUGUGAAUGCCUUCGUACAGGCAGAGUGUGUGUGUGAGGCUCCAUCGCCGUCGCUCACAUGUCUGAAUGGAGGUUUCUUGGUGAACGAUCGCUGUUCCUGUCCCGAGGGCUUUGAAGGUCCUCACUGUGAGAUGCUUGGCAUCGGGUUCUAUGGCAGUGGAUAUGCGCUUUAUCCUCCGAUUAGUCCUUGCAACAUGACGCGAAUAAGUGUAGAACUAUCACCGCAGCAGGAAGAUGGCUUGGUGAUGUACAUUGGUCCACUCAACUAUAAUCCUCGUCUGCCUGUGCAGGACUUCUUGGCGUUGGAGCUAGUGAAGGGACUCCCUGUGUUGCUGCUCGACUACGGCAGUGGUACCAUUCGUAUCGAACAUCGGCAUCGAUUCCCCCAGGGCAAACCUUUCACCGUAGAGAUCGUGCUUCAACCGCAGGCAAUCGAAAUGAUUGUCGACAACUGCAAACUGUCCACGUGCACGAGUCAUCAGUCAGAUGCGCCAAAGGGACCGAAUCGGUUCCUAAACGUGAACGCUCCACUGCAACUCGGAGGAGCUGCGGUUAAUCUAGACUACCUCGGAUCGCUGUUCAACUGGACGUACGUGCCACAGAACAAUGGUUUCAGUGGCUGCCUGCGCAAUCUCACCAUCAACGAGCGCACGUACGAUCUCACAGCGCCAAUCGUAGCAAAAUAUAGUUCAAGAACUGCUGCCAUGACAUUUGGUAAUUACUAUAUACUUCUGAUAGUGCUAAUCCUGAUGAGUACGUUACUUUUUCUAAUAACACUACACUUUCACAAGAAGUACAAGAAACAGAAAAAGGUGGAGAACACUUACCACACGUAUGCCACGAUUGAUGAAAACAAACCUAGUGAGCAUUACUCAUCAUUGGAACUGUUACAGUUGCCUCAUAUCUACCAGGACGUUGUGUACACUGUGGAAACGUUACAAAUUGAAUCUUCCACCGAUAACAACAGACUUGCGUUGAACAAACACAUUUACGAGACAAUCGAUGAAGAAGAUGAAAGUGAUAGCGCGUCAUAUCAUCCUUCGCGCGUUCAUCGGCAAUUCUCGACCAGUCUUCCGCUGAUUACUUCGCAAGGAAACCUGCAACAGGAUGCAAAGAAGCUAAAUCAUUACAGCAAUGUACCUUUGUCUGUGGAUGAUUUGCGAUGUGCUGGUGACGGUAGGAGCAUCAGUUCUGUAUCAAGUAGCUCGGAAAGUCUCACUUCGAAACGUUCGAUAUUAAACAACAACUCUACUAUUUGUAAUGCUGCAUAUUUCGAAGGAUGGAUAUAAGAUGGAUAGUGUUUAUUGUACUUAAGUAAUAAAUGUGCUAAUUGCUGUACUGAUUUGGAUGUAUAUUAAAUAGUUCGCAAUGCAAUGUUAGCAUUAGUUCUCAAUACUGGCCACACUCGGACGUGUAAACUCCCUGUUUUUAGCUUCAACUAUUGCUCGAUUGAUGACACAAUGUAAACAUCACAGGAAAUGACCAAUAAUACAUAGGAAAUGAGUAAGAUAGCCAAUACCAUUCUGCAUUUGGAGAAGUGUUUCAUGGAAAAUUGAAAGCCCUUGAUAAGUAGUUGUUCCGUUUGGUGAGACUUUCUAAAAAAAAAGCGGAUUUAUACACGACGUGGCUGUUGUGCGCAGUGAACACAUUUACCAUUGCGGAUAAACACGUUUCAUUGCAGUACUCUGUUGACAGUGACUCACUAAGGCAAAUUCUCUUUUCGCUAGCCACGAUGCGAUGAUAAACAAGCUGACACGAAAACUUCCGCCACAAAACAGCCGUCCGGUGCAGGAAAGAAUUAACUACACAAUUGAAAGCAUAACAUCGGGGCGAAAGUUUUGAGCUUGCCAUCCACUUGAGGCCGUUUUACCGUUCAGUGAAACGGCUUGACUCAUGGAGUGUAGAACGAACGCAAGCAAAUCUUGAGAACAAGAUCGCACUUUAGCAAGAGAUAUUCACAAGCAUUCCGGUAACGAAAACGAAUGCCUUACGAUUGCUGACUUGGGGUUUGGGUUUGUUUGAAUCUCGCUCUACGGCGUGAUUAGCUUGUAAGCGUUUGAAAUGUAUCGGUGUCAAUAGAUCCAUGUUCAAGAACAUCGAAACAUUAACCAGAUGCGCAGCAAAAGACUGGCCAAGAAUCGAAUGAAACAGACGAGAAGCGUUCGAAGCGUAGGUACUUGAGCUUUGGUUUUAACAAACGGGGAAUUGUUUGGAUUCAGUUUGCAACCGAAUAAAAGAAUGUGUAGAGAGGAAACUUUUUCUGAUAAAAUAUGCAAAGAAAUUCUUUUUGUAGUCUGAUUUUGCAUGAUGUAUGCUUUGUUUUGGACACUGUUUGUUAU
Molecule: messenger RNA, 5844 nt
Organism: Anopheles coluzzii
Lineage: Eukaryota; Metazoa; Arthropoda; Insecta; Diptera; Culicidae
Product: DE-cadherin-like
Exons: 1
Coding region: 196-4794 (1532 amino acids)
Biological process (GO): homophilic cell-cell adhesion
Cellular component (GO): plasma membrane; catenin complex
Molecular function (GO): calcium ion binding; cadherin binding
Source: RefSeq, a predicted model, not a curated record